Molecule: messenger RNA, 1805 nt
Organism: Phytophthora nicotianae INRA-310
Lineage: Eukaryota; Oomycota; Peronosporomycetes; Peronosporales; Peronosporaceae
Exons: 4
Coding region: 75-1460 (461 amino acids)
Molecular function (GO): mRNA (2'-O-methyladenosine-N6-)-methyltransferase activity; RNA polymerase II C-terminal domain binding
Source: RefSeq, a predicted model, not a curated record
CUACUCACUCCCCUUCAAGAUACCGAUGUCAAUUUAGUGCCAUGUCACUACGGAGUGUUGGUGGUGUCGGAUAGAUGGCAGACCCACUGGAAGACAUCCUGGCGUCCAUGGCUGCGGCUACAGGCAAUGCACCGCCGCCGCCUGCUGUUGUUCCACCAAUAAGUCAUGCAUCUUCGUCUUCUUCAGCCCAAAAGAAACGCGAACGUGAGCCGUCAUCGACACCUCCGUCGGGCAUCUGGAACCCGCUGGAGGAAAUGCCACUGUCCUCCACUGUGCUGCGCAAACUCGAAGACGCUGCCAGAACGCGCCCCGUCAACCCAGCGAUGGAGAUCGCGCGCCAGCAGACAGUGCGUGCAUUGUGCAAUAAAAUCCGUCGAGCCAGCGAGGACCUGGGAAUCGGGAAGCUGCCCAACUCGGCCUACGAGACGUGGCAGUUCACGUCGCAGCUCACAGUCAAGGAGCACGACCCGCUGAUCCCUCACGCUGGCAGUGACUACAGCGGCUUGUUUGAGGAGUUUCGCAAAGCUGGGGCCACCAAGUCGGGAGCCACCAAGAAGUGCAAGGAGCUGACACGCGAAUCCGAGCGAAUGCUGCGCAAAUUCGGUCAGCAGGACUUUGUAGCUGGAAAAAAGAAGAAGGUUCAAGUGACAGUGAUGGAGGACGGUAUGCGCCAAUUGACGUACGGCCACUUGACGGUGAAGCUAAGUGCGGACCAUUUCGCCAAGCUACGUGAAAUGUUCGCAAGGAAGCAGGGAUUGGGCGGCGACGGGUCAAACAUGGCCCUCGAAGUCCAACGCCAGUUUGAGAGCGCGCUGUUCUGCUUACUCCUACGAUAUGACUCGCUGGAUGGAGGAGGUUUCCAGGCUGCACUGAACGAAGAGUGCUUCGAUAUGCUACUGAAGGAAUUCGACUGCAAGAUGGAGUGCUUUGCGUCACCACUGAACUGCCGCUACUCGCGCUUUUGCAGUGCCUUCCUUGACACAGAUUUCGCGUUUGGAAGCGUGGGCAGCUUCUUCGACUUCUCACCUCGAUCUGGUUGCUUUGAAGCCAACCCACCAUUUAUCCCCAAGGUGAUCAAACGCAUGGCCGAUCACAUGACCGCUCUUCUCAAUGCAGCCGAUGGACCCUUGGCGUUUAUCGUCAUCAUCCCCGCUUGGCAAGAGACUGAGGGUUGGCAACAACUGAACGCGAGUCGUUUUAAUCAAAGGCACCUCCUCAUCCCGCAGAAGCAGCAUGGCUACUGCGAGGGCAAGCAGCAGAUCCGGAAGACCCGCUGGCGCAUUGCAUCGUUCGACACGAGUGUGUUCUUCUGGCAGAACUCCAAGGCUUGCAACAAGUGGCCUGUGACGGAGAAGAAACUCGAGAGCCUCAAGCUAGCCUUCAAGUCGAAGCAGGCCGACGAGCGCGACGCACUGGGUCUACGCAAGUCUGGCAAGCGGGUUCGAUCGGCGAAAGACUAGUGGAACGACACUUUCUUAUUAGACGCUUACGAUACUUGAUAGAAUAGAGGUUGCCGUCGAACUUGUCACUGACUCAAAACUGCUGCAACCAGAUAUUAAAAGGAAAAAAAGACGACAGCCUGACAGUAAAGACGCUUACAUUCCCGCCACGCCCUCUUCCUCCGUCAUGAUAUUGGAGAUGAAGUCGAGAGAUUCCUCCUUCGUCAUUGGAUAGACGUUGCUGAUCUUGUUCUGGUGGCCGAUUCCGUAAAACUUGUCAGCGAUAUUCACCAACUCGGGACGGAAAGUUGACGUGAUGAACUGCAAAAAAAAAUACACCACACAAACCCAUUAGCACGAUAAGAA